CCCUUCUGGGUGUACCAGACUGACGCUGACCACGUGUCUCGAAACUGGUUGUGUCAGCAGAAAUGUAAGAAUCGGAGGUCUGUGAAAGGAGCGAAUGCGAAAUUUUCAAUCGUGAUGUAAUUUAUCACAAACCCUAAUCUUUUAAUGGACCCACCAAAUCCCACCGACGAUGACGACGAUGAAGUCUUCUUCGACGACUUCCCCUGCCACAAUUGCCUUCAUGACGAUCAAUCAGAUCAGUCCUCGUUGGAAACCAAAGACAUCCCCUCGCCUCUGCGGCGCCGUUCGCUCUCUCGUCGUCGAAGUGAAAUUCAUCGAAAUUUGAAGGAGAAUGAAACUGUAAUGGAUAAAAGAUUGGACUCGGCUGUGGACCGAGUUGACUCAUUCCGAGUCAGUCAAGAGAAGACUGAAGAAUCGGCGGUAACUUUCGAAAAUGAGGACCCGGUUGGUGACUCUGUUGAUUCGGUAGACUCUGAGUCUUCGAGUUUGCUAGUUUAUAUUGCUGGGUUAAUGAUUAAAGCAAUUUGGUUUCAAUUCAAUUUGCUAAUUACCUUCGUUUUAUUUCCUGUAUCGAUUUUAUCUUCUUUCUACAUGUUUGUACUUGACCCAUUUCGUACAUUAAAGCGUGGAAGAGAGUGUUUGAUGCUAAAGUUUUACAAUUUAUGGAAUUUGAUUUAUGGGAUUGUUAGUCCUUUGAUUCAUGACUGGUUAAAAGGGAAUGAAUGGGUAUGGAAGCUUUUUUUGAGAUCAGGUUGGGGCUUUUUUUGGUCUAUUUAUGUAUGCUCUAUGUUGUGUGGGUUAUUGCUGUUGGCAGUCGUGAUUAGUGUGUUUUUUAUGAGGUUUUUGGUGAAGGAGCCAAUUCAAAUAGAAGAGACUCUGAAUUUUGAUUACACAAAGAAUAGUCCAGUCGCGUAUGUACCUAUUCAGUCUUGUAAGGGUGUUUUUUGUGGCUUCAAUUGUGAAGAGAAGAGUUUAGGGUCUCGGGUUAUACCAGUGGAUCAUAAGUUGCAGGUUAUUGUCAUGUUGACAUUGCCAGAAUCAGAUUACAAUCAAAAACUUGGGAUUUUUCAGGUCAGAGUAGAACUCCUUUCUUCUAAUGGCAAAACACUUGUGAGUUCAAGCCUUCCUUGCAUGUUAAAAUUCAAAAGUGAACCUGUCCGUCUUCUUUUGACUUUCCUGAAAGUUGCUCCAAUUGUUGCUGGGUAUGUAUCAGAAUCUCAAACACUGAACGUGAAGCUUAAAGGUUUCAGAGAAGGGCAUGUGCCUACUUCAUGCUUAAAGGUGAAAAUUGAACAACGAGCAGAAUAUGUGGCUGGUGCCGGUAUCCCUGAAAUAUAUGAUGCCUCACUUAUCCUUGAGUCAGAACUUCCAUUUUUCAGAAGAAUUAUAUGGUAUUGGAAGAUAACCAUAUUUGUAUGGAUUACCAUUACGUUGUUUAUAAUGGAGUUGUGCUUCACGCUAAUCUGUUGUAGACCUAUUAUUCUUCCAAGAGCAAGACCAAGGGGUGGUUCUGCAGGCAAUAGUGCCCGACCAAUUAGAAUCCAGUCACAAACAUAGUUAAGGCCAUAAGGCUUCAGCGGAAUCCAGUCACAAAACAUUGUUUAGACCAUGCGGCGUCAGCAGAAUUCGGUCACAAAUUUAGUUAUGGUCAUGAGGCUUCAGCAAACUUGACUAAACUGAUGUUAGCAAAGGUUAACAUCACUCCCAACACUUUCACAGCCAGAUUCCUCGUAAUUUGAUCUUUUCUUAUUUGUAAAUCCUUUUUGGCAACUAUGUACAUGUCUUUAUGUUGUAAACUCAAUGGUAUAAAUUAAUCUACAUGUAACAUUCAUUUAGAGUUGUAUUUAUCAGGAAUAUUUCUUUUGGAA
Molecule: messenger RNA, 1868 nt
Organism: Mangifera indica (mango)
Lineage: Eukaryota; Viridiplantae; Streptophyta; Magnoliopsida; Sapindales; Anacardiaceae
Product: seipin-2-like
Exons: 2
Coding region: 145-1557 (470 amino acids)
Biological process (GO): lipid droplet organization; lipid storage
Cellular component (GO): endoplasmic reticulum membrane
Source: RefSeq, a predicted model, not a curated record